Molecule: messenger RNA, 939 nt
Organism: Cyphellophora attinorum
Lineage: Eukaryota; Fungi; Ascomycota; Eurotiomycetes; Chaetothyriales; Cyphellophoraceae
Product: Zinc finger protein C25B8.19c
Exons: 2
Coding region: 1-939 (312 amino acids)
Biological process (GO): regulation of transcription by RNA polymerase II
Cellular component (GO): nucleus
Molecular function (GO): DNA-binding transcription factor activity, RNA polymerase II-specific; RNA polymerase II cis-regulatory region sequence-specific DNA binding
Source: RefSeq, a predicted model, not a curated record
AUGACUAUGGUCAUUGAUCAACAAAGUCGUCACUACGGCGGCGUCCCCAACUUCGACCACAUGUACGGCAGCAACAUGCAGUCACAGACAAACUUCAGCGACCCUUGGUCGCAUCAGACCAGCAGUCAGCAGGCAUACUCUACCAUCCCCAAGACUGAGACAUCGCGACCGCAACUGUCUCUGCCGUACUCCAUGCCGCCGGUCUCUGCGCCGUUAGCUUCAGGUAGCCAGUUCUCCAAUCUUGGUUACAACGUGACAGACGGACUAAAUGUUGGUCAAGAUAUCUCCAGAUCAGCAUAUACCGAGCAGCCAACAUAUUCUCAAGCGCCCCAGCAGCCAGCUGAUAAUCGAUCAAAUCCAGGCUUCAAUGAGCUUGACGCAUCCCGAGGCAUGAUUGCUUUGAGUCACGCCAACGUUGCAGAUUUGACACCACGCAACAUAUACGAGGCACGUCAACGCGGUUCAAUGGAAUCCUACGGUUUCCCAUCGCAAGCUUCUGCCCAUUCCUCGAUUUCUGCAGAAUCAGGUCGUGGAUUCCCAUACUACGCCUCUAGUGUCGGAUCAGUAGCGGAUUCUGCGACGGAUUACAGCUCUGCGGCAAGCGAUUCGGGUUACGAUCCAAUGUCGCGCACAUUGCCUCGACCGACAGGCUUAAUGCAACACUUGGGACCUCCGGCGCCGGCGUCAAUGAUGGGUUCUUUCUCAUCCAAAAUGUCAGCAAACACGCAAAAGAAGCACAAGUGCAAGGUUUGCGACAAGCGAUUCACGCGACCUAGCUCUCUGCAGACGCACAUGUACAGCCACACAGGCGAGAAGCCUUUUGCCUGCGACUACGAUGGUUGUGGACGACAUUUCUCCGUUGUCAGCAAUCUACGCCGCCACAAGAAGGUCCACAAGGGCGAGAAUGCCUCAGUCACUUCGGAAGAACCAGAAGACUGA